Molecule: messenger RNA, 4437 nt
Organism: Chroicocephalus ridibundus (black-headed gull)
Lineage: Eukaryota; Metazoa; Chordata; Aves; Charadriiformes; Laridae
Gene: DAB2
Product: DAB adaptor protein 2
Exons: 14
Coding region: 149-2251 (700 amino acids)
Biological process (GO): positive regulation of endocytosis; negative regulation of canonical Wnt signaling pathway; receptor-mediated endocytosis
Cellular component (GO): cytoplasm; plasma membrane
Source: RefSeq, a predicted model, not a curated record
GUAAGCAAAUGCUAAGGGACUGAGUACUGUGACAGGAAGCCUCUGAGCAAGACCUACAAAGAGAAGAUUUUAAUUUAAUUCUAGUUACUUGCAUGUAGAGCACACCAGCACUUGCCAUUAAGCAAGCAGAGCUGACCACCAUCUCAUCAUGUCUACUGAAGCUGAAACUACUGCUGUCAACACCCAGCCUGAGCAACAGGCUCCAGCAAAAGCACAACCUUCCAAGAAGGAAAAAAAGAAAGGGCCAGAAAAGACAGAUGAAUCUCUCUUGGCUAGAUUCAAAGGUGAUGGUGUAAAAUACAAAGGUAAACUGAUUGGCAUUGAUGAUGUCCCAGAGGCAAGAGGAGACAAAAUGAGUCAGGAUUCAAUGAUGAAGCUGAAGGGAAUGGCCGUGGCAGCCCGUUCCCAGGGUCAACACAAACAGAAGAUCUGGGUGAACAUCUCCCUCUCUGGCAUCAAGAUAAUAGAUGAGAAAACUGGGGUCAUAGAGCAUGAGCAUCCAGUAAAUAAAAUCUCCUUUAUUGCUCGUGAUGUAACAGACAACCGUGCCUUUGGCUAUAUUUGUGGGGGAGAAGGCCAGCACCAAUUUUUUGCCAUAAAAACAGCACAACAGGCUGAGCCUCUAGUUGUUGAUCUUAAGGACCUAUUCCAACUAAUAUAUAAUAUGAAAAAGAAGGAAGAAGACGACAAGAAAAAAAGUGAAGAAGCAAGUAAGACUGAGGGAGCUGACCAAAUGGACUUGUUUGGGGAUAUGUCAACUCCUCCUGAUAUGAGCAGUCCCACAGAAGCUAAAGAGAUUCUGUUAGUGGAUCUAAAUUCUGAAAUUGAGACAAAACAGGCUUUUACAAAAGAGGAUCUCUUCUCGAAUGGCAUCACAACUUCUCUUCCACAACCAAAGCCACAGCCACCCUUCUUGCCUGAGAGUUCUCUCUCUACCAAUCUCAGCUUCUUUCCUACACCUAAUCCAGACCCUUUCAGUGAUGACCCUUUCACACAGCCCGACAAAUCUGCACCAACAUCAUUUGAUUCUCUAAAAUCUGCUGAUCAGAAGAAGGAAAGUCUGAGUACCUUGACACCAGUGGGUAAUGGUGCUCCAAACAAUGAUGUCGACUACUUUGGUAAACAGUUUGACCAGAUUUCUAACAGAACUGGCAAACGAGAAGCACUAACAAGCCAGUGGCCACUUGAGAGUAAGUCACCUGCAACAGGAACUCCAAAUGGGGUACCAGAAAAAGAACAGAAUGGCGUUCUUAAAGCCCCAUCAAACCAGUUUGUGGAGGGUCCUUCCACAGGAGUACCUCUGCAGAACGGAGUAAAGCUGGAUUCUGAAAGCAAUGUCCAGCUAAUGUCACAUGAGUCUAUAACAAUUAGCCCACCACCACAAAGUACGAAGCCAGGAAGAGGAAGGAGGUCUGUCAAGACUUCAUCGAAUGACUUAUUUAGCUCAGACUUCUUUGUGCCGACUACAGAGUCCCUUAGUUUGACCUCAGUGGCACAGACACGACCUCUGCCAACUAGGGCACUGGAUCUCUUCAAAACAAAUCCUACCACAGCACCUUCAUUGGUUUGUCUAGGUGGCUUGCCAGUAACCCCAUCACCAUGGAGUACACAGGCACCUGUCUUCACUCAGCCUGCACCAGUCUUUCCUGGGUCUAUGGUGCCUGCUCAGCCUCAAGGAUUUACUCAAGCCUUUGGUAGUCAUGCAGUGCCAAGCUGGAACCAGCCUGCAUCUUUUAGUACAGCAGCCACUCAGUCCUCUAGUCUCUGGGCACAGCCAGCACAAGUUUCAUCUAGUUCAUGGGCACAGCCAUCCGGUGCUGCAAAUCCUUUCCAGAGUAGUGUGUUCCCAUCUUCAACACUACCAGCUCAGACACCAUCUGUACUGUCCUCUGUGUCAACAACAACUAGCCCACCUCAGCCACCACCUAGAGCUGCGCCUCAGAAGGAGCUAUCCAAGAAAGAAAGUGAUGCUUUUAUUGCCCUGGAUCCACUUGGUGAUAAAGAGAUGAAGGAUGUCAAGGAAAUGUUCAAAGACUUCCAGCUGACAAAGCCACCUGCAGUACCAGCAAGGAGAGGAGAGCAGCAAAGCCUUUCAGAACCACCAAAGCCUGCUCCCCGACAAAGUGUGCUGCCAGCUGAUGGCCUGUUUGAAAGUCAAGCUAAAACAGACCUUUUCACUGUCUCAUCUAAGGAAUCUCAGAAACCACCUUCUGGUCCUUUUGGUGACUCUUUUGGUAAUCCAUUUGCAUAGAUCAGGCAUAACCAGAAAAGGACAAAUGGAAUAACUGGACCUCUUCUCACCAUGAUUGUUCUACAUGUUUCACUUUGCUGUCUGCCACUCUUGCUGCCAUUCCACGGUGUCUGUAAUCUAAAGUACGUCCAGGUGGAUUGAAACGCAAACCCUCAAAGAACAUGCUGUGAAGACGAUAAUUCAGGGCAAAGAAAAUGGACAGUUGGACUGGUGCUGGAGACACAAAUUCAAAUUUGGGGAUAUUAACUUCACUUUAGUUCUUUGCAGUCUUCCACAGGAGAGCUUAGCAACACUAAGUCAUGCAUCUUGUAAACAUGGUUACCACAAUCCCUCUUUCUGUAGCACUUCCUGUCCUAAAAUAUAGGAACUGAAUGUACCUGGGGAAGGAGUGUUGCAUUGAUAGAAGGGAACAGAACUAGUAGCUAAGAUUCCACACCUUAAACAACUCGGUCAGUUGUCUGUUGUCACAACAGCAGCCAGUUGUAAAGGUAAGUGGACACCACUCAGUUCUGAUUGGUGACUGGAGGUAUGACUUGGUCUCUGAGCCACAAAUGUGUAAACUGUAUGGUGGGGGAAAGAACAUCCAAUACUUGUCUAUUUAACUAAAGGUAAAAGUAUCAUUCUGCCAUAAACGUGUAAUAAAGGGACUAACUGUGGGGUCUGUAACAGUACUGCUGGAGUCCUGAGUACUAGGGGUCUAUACUGUAGGGUCAGAUAAGCUGAAACAAUUGUUGCCGGACACUGAGGUAGUCAUGGACCCUAACUGUUGUCUUGGUGCUAAUACGGCUCUUUUCAGGGAGGGAAAACUACUAGGAUUACUCUUCUGUUAAGGUGGUUUGGCAGACAAAUGGAACAAGCAGAUAGGCUUCUUGCAUAUAUCUCAGUGAACGUCUCUGAUGUCGCUCAGUUUGAGUUGUUACAUGGUGUAGCGUGGCAUGUGUCCAGUAUGCUAAAAAAGCAAAAAGACAAUCAUGGCUUCACUCCGUGCCUAGAUUCCUUGUGAACAGAUGCACCACCUGUGUGCUAUUAAUGUGAGGUAGUCCUCCAUCUCUUGAAAACCAUGCCUUUUCUAAAGAGCCUCUUUACUAACAGAUCCUUUAAGCAGUUGGUUAUACCUGACUGUAACAGCUCCAUUGUUGGCCAGUGGUGAUGUCUGAUGUGUCAGAGGUUUUUCUGUUAAUACUAAGUAUAAAAUUGAAAUAAUAUUGUUAAAUCAAAUGCCUAAGCAGUUGCUGGAGACCUAAGAAAGUCAACUUGAAUACUUCCUGAGUACCAAUUCAGACAGUCUUGCAAUUAGUCUUGUAUAGAAACCUCUCUUGCACUUUCUGUAAUGCAAAAAAAAAAAACAAACUAAAAAAACUAUGAAUUUAAGUAUUUGUCUCAAACUGGAAAUGUAGAAACUUAUGGAUGUUACGCUGUUAUAUAAAACUGUAGUAUCUCAAGUGAUGUUACCUAAUGACAUUAAACACAGCAACUCUUCAUACCAACCAACCAUCAGUGUGGCUGUUGAUUCUGUCCUCCAUAACUCAAUCUUGUGUUCUAAUUAACCAUAGGAGUUCAGAGCAUGCUAAGAAUUGUUUUCUUGCAGGUUCUUACUAUAGCUGUCUUAUAGCAAGGUCUUAAGUCUUUCUGUAGCUUCUUGCAUCAGGCCUGUUCAACAAAUGCUAUCCUACAGUAAAAAAUAAAAUCCUCAGCUGACCUAGUAAACUGUUGCUAGAAGCUUGUCCCAUUAGCUGCUCGGCUGGAGUUUGCUGCUACUAAACAAGCCUUCUUGCUCCCUUCUGCAGGACCAUGGAAGUUAGGUACUUAAAUUGCAUUGCAUUCAGAAAUUUCCUUAAUCCAAUUUGCCUGUUCCAGCUUUGUAGGAGGUCAAGCUGAUGCUGGGAAAACUAAAUUAAAACACUUAGCUCAUGUUCAGAACAAAUUUUACAACUCCUGUAAUGGAUAUAGCUAAAAAGAAUAAAUCCAUUAAAAAGUUACUGGUUUAGACUAGCCUUUAGUACUGGAGAGAGACCUGUAACUCAGCUUGAUGUAUCACUGAAUAAAUAGAAUGGAUGCUUGUGUACUUACUUUUAAUACUGUUUGAUUGGUAUGGUUAAAGAGUUGAAAACAACUUACUGAAAGGGAGUUGGUAUCCAGCUUGAAAUACAGGUCUUAUGGUGCUUCACAGAGAGUCACUGGUUGGU